CACAGCACAGCCACUCAGCGUACAGAACACAGAACACAAGGAGCAGCAGAGAGAGAGAGAGAGAGAGAGAGAGAGAGAGAGAGAGAGAGAGAGAGAGAGAGAGAGAGAGAGAGAGAGAGAGAGAGAGAGAGAGAACACCACGACCAGCAGAAACAACAGCAGAACUGAUACACAGAAGAGCAGCUCCUCUCAGGAACACACUUUCAAGAUGCACCCUCUUCUGCAUCUGCUGGUUCUCCUCAAUGUGGGCUUCUCCUUGUCCAACCCUGUUACUACUGCUGUUCCAACUGUUCCUCCAAACGCAUGUGAAAAUAAGCCCUGUUUGAAUAAUGGCACCUGCUUCUUCACAAGUUUGCAAGAAGACCUGGCUUACACUUGCACCUGUAGCCCAGGAUUCACAGGCAUGAACUGUGAGUUUUUUAUAGACCCAUGCACAAGCAAACCCUGUCUCCAUGGAAACUGCAGCAGCAGAGGCAGCAAUGAAGGCUACAUCUGUGUCUGUGAGGAGGGUUAUCGAGGUGAACACUGUGACCAGCCACUGCAAAGUAUCCCUGUCUCCGGCUGGACAGAGUCUCUGCUGCCAGGACUUCUCAGCCCAACAUCAGGAGAAUCUCCAGAACCAGAUACCCUUUCACCCCCCGUGCAAGUGGCUGCAACUCUGUCACCAUGGCAACCAAAGCCAUGUCAAAAAUAUGUUGCGCUCAGCUGGGCUGGAAAACAGCUGCCCUUGGAUUUCGCCUGUGGAAAUGGAAGUUCUAAUGGAUCUGCUGGAGGUCGCAGUUCGUCCCUUGAUGUGCCAGAAGAGACAUCUGUAAAGAUUAAGGUCAACGUGACUGGUUAUCCUACCCUGUGGAAAGUCACUGAAGCUGGAUUUAACCAAUGCUCUCUUACCGAGGGGAGAAGUGUUCCUCUCCUCCAGGGCUUAGAUGGACUGAUUCUCUCAGAGGAGGAGUUACCCGUGGGAAACAAUUACUUUAUUGUGUUUGUGAACGAUUCAUCUAAACCAGUUUGGACUCUGCGCCUGAAUGUCAGUGUUAAGGUCAGCAAUUGUGUGGAGCCUGGAAGUAAUUUUAAUGACCCUGAAUGCUCUGGGAAAGGAAUGUGCACCACAGAAUCUGAGAAAAUGACGUUCUACUGUGAGUGCAGCCGAGGAUUCACUGGAAUCUUCUGUGAAGAAUUUGAUGCCUGCACUGAGAACCCCUGUGAGAACAAUGGAACCUGCACAGACGUGAGGCAAGGCGAUGAUGGGAAAAACGUCAUCUGUGCCUGCCAAGCUGGAUAUCGGGGAUCAAUGUGUGAGGAGAAGAUAGAUCCCUGUGCUUCGUCUCCCUGCCAGAACAAUGGGAGCUGUUACUCUAAUGGGCUGGCGUACAGCUGCAGCUGCAGUCCUUGGUACACAGGGCCUACCUGCACUCAGCUCAUUGACUUCUGUGCUCUGAACCCCUGCGCCCAUGGAAUCUGCCGCAGUGUUGGAACCAGUUACAAAUGCCUGUGUAUUCCAGGUUACCAUGGUUUGUACUGUGAAGAGGAGUAUAAUGAGUGUCUCUCAACCCCUUGUCAGAAUUCUGGAACAUGCAAAGACCUCGUCAACGACUAUGAGUGUCUAUGUACUGCUGAGUAUGAAGGUAAACAUUGUGAACUGUACAAGGACCCUUGCAUUCACAUAAACUGUCAGAACGGUGGCACCUGUGACAGCGAGGGCCUCAAUGCGACCUGCCUUUGCCCACCUGGAUUCCUUGGUGAGGAAUGUGAGGUUGAUGUAAACGAAUGCGAGAGCAAUCCUUGUCAUCACAGUGGAACAUGUAUCGACCAGUCCAAUGGCUACACCUGCCACUGCCCUCAAGGAUGGGUUGGGGCCAGUUGUGAAAUACAUCUUCAAUGGAAGUCGGCACGGACAGCAGAAACCUUGACCAACAUGCCCCGUCACUCCCUGUACAUCAUCAUCGGAGCUCUCUGUGUGGCGUUCGUCCUCAUGUUGAUUAUCCUGAUUGUGGGGAUCUGCCGCAUCAGCCGUAUUGAGUACCAGGGCUCAUCCAGACCAGCUUACGAGGAAUUCUACAACUGCAGGAGCAUUGACAGCGAGUUCAGCAGCGCCAUUGCUUCCAUCCGACAUGCAAGAUUUGGAAAGAAGUCCAGACCAGCGAUGUACGAUGCCACUCCAAUCACUUAUGAAGAUUACAGCCCAGAUGACAAGCCGCUGGUCACUUUAAUCAAAACAAAGGAUUUGUAAAAGCAUUUAGUUUGAGAAGAUUUAUGAAAACUAAAACUACAAAACAGCAGCACUGUAAACUGUAAACUAAUAUGUUUUAGAUAAAAAAGCUAGUCGGUUAACGUUGUUGAAAUGUCCUUAAAUGACCUUUUAAAUAAUUCUUAAACAAGUGAAUAAAUAAAUACAUAAAACAUGAAGAAUUUGAUCAUUAAAUAUAUUUUAAAUGUGAAAUUGUGAUGCUAUUAUAUUAAUGAUACUAUAGUAAGCAUAUACUGGUAUGUGCAUUUAUUUAAUAAAUGGUCAACAACUUGACUUACUAUGUAUACUGUACCUAAUAACCACGAUUGGUUAGUAGUAUCAGAUUAGUGUAAAACAAGGUACUGUGUGAGGUUUGGUGCCAGUUCCCUCAGUGUAGAUUAAGCAAAAUGUAGAAACAGCCUAGAAAUCCUGACUCCUAGAACUGAUAAGAGAUAAUUAAAACAUGUUGUAGUAAUAUCAAGAAUAAUACUAAUAAUAGGUGCAUUUGUUAUACAGUGCAUUAAAUAAAAUGCUGUAGCUUUUGCCUUACUUGGUGCAUGGCUAGAUUAUAUGGGUUCUGCAUUAUUUUCUAAGACUUGCAUCAUAUUUGUUUUAAUGAGUUUUGGCCUUGGGUGACGACAUUAUUAAUGAAAAAUCAGUUGGCAAACUGGACUAUGAAGGGGAAAUGAGUAAGGCUUUAAUUUGUAAUCACGUUUGUUCAAUUUGUGAGUUUCUGUAGCUUGCUUACUUGUAGCGGAUGUGGUUUUCCGUAGCUGUGUAUCAUUGUGUUGUUCUUGCGGUCCAGGCUUGUUCUUUCAGAAGCUACCUGAAUGCAACAUGCUGACACAUGUUCUCCUUUGAUUAUGUUUAGAUUUUUUAAACCACGUGCUUAAACUGGAUGUUGAAUGAUGUAAUAAAGGUCAAAAUGAACACUAGAA
Messenger RNA from Acipenser ruthenus (sterlet), 3165 nucleotides. Its product is annotated as delta and Notch-like epidermal growth factor-related receptor. NCBI's taxonomy places the organism in Eukaryota, Metazoa, Chordata, Actinopteri, Acipenseriformes, Acipenseridae. Gene Ontology annotation, molecular function: calcium ion binding. Gene Ontology annotation, biological process: heterophilic cell-cell adhesion; establishment or maintenance of epithelial cell apical/basal polarity. The record is from RefSeq and is a predicted model, not a curated record. Gene Ontology annotation, cellular component: protein-containing complex; plasma membrane. The coding region runs from base 209 to 2230 and encodes 673 amino acids. The transcript has 12 exons.